CGGGCGCGGCGCCGGCGUGCGGGUCUGCGGCCACCUUAUUCCAAUUGCUGGCUGUCCGUCUACCCGCGCGCGGACGGCCAGGCUCAGACCUCCGGGGACCGGGGGAUGCCGGGCUGCCGCAUCAGUGCCUGCGGCCCGGGGGCCCAGGAAGGGCCGGCAGAACCCGGGUCCCCGCCGCCGCCGCCCCGGGAGUCCCUGCCGUCUCCCCAGCUCCCGCCGCCCCCAACUCCGACCUUGACCCCGGCGUCGUCGCAGCCCGAAGCGGCUCAGGGGUCGGCAGCAGGCGCGGCCGAGGGGCAGGAGCUGCAGCGCUGGCGCCAGGGCCCUAGCGCGGGCGCGGGGGUCACCGGGCCGGCAGGGAGCGCGAACGGCGGCCCGGGCACAGCGGCGGCGGCGGCGGCGGCGGGGCCGGGGGGGCGCGCGCUGGAGCUGGCCGAAGCGCGGAGGCGGCUGCUGGAGGUGGAGGGCCGCCGGCGCCUGGUGUCGGAGCUGGAGAGCCGCGUACUGCAGCUGCACCGGGUCUUUCUGGCGGCUGAGCUACGCCUGGCGCACCGCGCCGAGAGCCUGGGCCGCCUGAGCGGCGGCGUGGCGCAGGCCGAGCUCUACCUGGCGGCGCACGGGUCGCGCCUCAAGAAGGGCUCCCGCCGCGGCCGCCGGGGCCGCCCGCCAGCGCUGCUCGCCUCGGCGCUCGGCCUGGGUGGUUGCGUGCCCUGGGGCGCCGGGCGCCUGCGGCGAGGACACGGCCCUGAGCCCGAGUCGCCCUUCCGCCGCAGCCCGCCCCGCGGCCCCGCCUCUCCCCAGCGCUGAUCCCAAGCACCCGGACCCCUGGCCACCCCGGACGGCCCAUCGCCGAGGUACCGACCGACGCGCUGUGGAGGAAUGGACGGCGGAGUCACCGGCGUGGAUGACCAAGCCGAUCACCGGAGGACAGGGCUCAGGAAAGGAGGUGGCGGUGCGGUCGUAGCGACUGGUGCGUUCGAAAGGCGGGGCGGUGGGGGUGCAGGGCCCGGAAGCUCCCUUCCCUGGGUCCCUAAUAAAGCUACUCACCUCUCCCCGACUCCCCACCCCACUAUUAGAGACUUAGUUAGACGGUGAGAAUUGGGGAUGCCCAGCUCCCAGGAGGAGCGCAUGGCAAACUUGGGCGCGCUGGAGCCCGCUGUACGGACACCGCACCGGCCUUCCCUGCCCUGAUUCCUGGGGCUGCAAAAAGUCUGCCCUCUGAGGCCGCCGCUUUCCAGCACAGUCCAACUCCCAACCUUGGAGAGGGCAGAAUAAUGAGAACCCGGGAUGGGGUGGCGCCGGCUGGGGACUGCAGGACAGAGCCCCUGACGCUCUUUGGAGGAGAUGGAGUUUCAGAGAGGUUGCUUAGAUCACCCGGGAAACCAGGAUGGAGAGCUUGGCACCUGCUGGCCUAGCCCCGCCCUCCCUUCCCAACCUGUCUCUAGGAUGGCUCUACCAGGGUUGGAGCCAGGUGACACCCUGUAAGGGGGCCCCAAGGGGGCAGGUAUGGCAUCAGCCUCCUGGAAGCGGGGAGGGGCUUAAAGGGCCAGACCUGAAAUGA
Ochotona princeps (American pika) is the source of this 1561-nucleotide messenger RNA. It is a transcript of the gene TRNP1, whose product is annotated as TMF1 regulated nuclear protein 1. The transcript has a single exon. Gene Ontology annotation, molecular function: DNA binding. Gene Ontology annotation, cellular component: nucleus. The coding region runs from base 106 to 807 and encodes 233 amino acids. Lineage: Eukaryota; Metazoa; Chordata; Mammalia; Lagomorpha; Ochotonidae. Gene Ontology annotation, biological process: regulation of cell population proliferation. The record is from RefSeq and is a predicted model, not a curated record.